Silurus meridionalis is the source of this 4048-nucleotide messenger RNA. RefSeq names its product pre-mRNA processing factor 4Bb (gene prpf4bb). The record is from RefSeq and is a predicted model, not a curated record. Gene Ontology annotation, molecular function: ATP binding; protein serine/threonine kinase activity. Gene Ontology annotation, biological process: peptidyl-threonine phosphorylation; peptidyl-serine phosphorylation; mRNA cis splicing, via spliceosome. Bases 105 to 3152 code for a protein of 1015 amino acids. The transcript has 15 exons. Lineage: Eukaryota; Metazoa; Chordata; Actinopteri; Siluriformes; Siluridae.
AGUUAGCAUGUGCCGACCCAUAGGGGCAGAAUCGGUUAAUUAUGACUUUCAAUCCACCACGAAACCACCAAAGAAGAAAACACACCAUCCACUAGGUGAAGAAAAUGGCCGACGUUGAAAUGGACUUACAAAGUGAGAGGUUGAAUAACGGUAAAGAAGAUUUGGCGAGUCCAUUAAAGAGUGGAAAAGAGAACAGUGAAAUGUCUGAAGAGGAUGAGGAGGAGGAGGGCACAGAGCAAGCUGAGGUAAAUGGGAGGAACAGAGAUGAAACUUCCAAACAUCACAGCAGCAACAAACACAAAAAAAAGAAGCACAAGCACCGUAGCAAGCACAAAAAGCAUAAACAUGCUUUAGAGGAGGAUAAGGAGCGCAAGCGUAAACACAAACACAAGCAUAAGAAGCAUCGUCGCAAAGAGAAGACACCUACCCCUUCAGGAGCCGUUCACCGAAAGGCUGAAAAUGCCUCUCCUUCAUCUGAGAACCCGAAUGUGGAUGACCGGGCUCUGCUAGAGGAUUUGGAGAAGCAGAGAGCUAUGAUCAAAGCUGAGCUGGAUAGCCAGCUGAUGGAAGGUAAGGUUCAGUCAGGAAUGGGGCUUAUCCUGCAGGGCUAUAAUUCAGGCUCUGAGGAGGAUGGAGAGGGACACAGGCCCCGGAAUGGAGAGCAGUGCCAAAAAGGCAAUGGGGGUAAAACUCAACCACCAAGGGAUCGUAGCAACAGGGGUAGCAAAACCAAACAGGACUCACCAGAUAAUAAAAUGAGCACAAAGCUACAUAGCCUCUCCAGAGAGGGAGACAGAGUGAUGAGGGAGAGCAGAGGCAGCCGUCUGAGUAAGAGUGGGAAAGAAAUAGCAGAGUACAGCAGGUCCAAAGAUAGGAGGAGCUCACAGAGCCAGAACCGAUCUCGUGAGAGAGUAAGGAAAUCACAAUCCCCAUCCAGUAAGAGGCGCUCAGUAGAAAAAAGAACAGAGCAAAAGAGGUGCUCAUCUGAAGGGAAGGAGGCUCGAACAGAAAGACACCCGUCUCCUCGUGAAGAGGAAAGGAGGACAGCCCAGGAGCUGGGAAGACAGCGAUCGGGUUCACCAGCACACUUGCACUAUCAGAGGUCACAGUCCAAAGAUGGCCGCUCAGAGGCAGACAAGGCCAAGAGACCCGGCAAAUCGCCUUCCAAGGAUGCUUCGUCAGGAAAGGAGAACCGCUCGCCACGCCACCGGUUGGCAUCGAGUCCACGGCAAGGCCGUAGUUCUUCCACUCAUCGGAGAGAGCGCCAGACUCAUCAAGCAGCAUCAUCUGGAUCCAAACAGAACUACUCUCCUUCUAGGAACAGGUCCCCUGCAAGGAAGGGCCGUAGUCGCUCAGCUGAUCGCAGAAGAGACUCACCAUCAAGGAAACGCUCGCGUGUAGAUGGGACUGGAAGGUCAUAUGAAACUAGCCCAGCGCGACGAAGGGUCAGCCGGUCACCACUUAGACGAAGGUCUUUGUCCCCAAGGCGUCAGUCGCGCCCCUCACCACGAUGGCGGAGUCGAUCUCCUUUUAGACGAAGGUCUGGUGAGAGGGAUCGUUUCGGGCACAGCAGAGCUCGUCGCUCUACGUCCAGAGAACGUGCGCGCAGGAGGAGGCGCAGUCGAGAUGAGGAUAAAUACAAAGGGAGUUUGUCAGAGGGCAUGAAGGUGGAUCAGGAUUCCUCCUCAGAAGAUGUGAUAGAAGAUUUUGAUGCCGAGGAGGAGGAUGAAGAGGCUCUGAUUGAAAAGCGACGACAGCAGCGACUAGCGAUAAUGCAGAAAUACAGGACAGCAAAGGACAACAGUAACAUGGGCUUAAUGGUGUCGGAGCCAAGCAGUCCCCAGAGCAGCACACGCAGUCGCUCUGCCUCACCAGAUGACAUCCUGGAGCGUGCUGCUGCCGAUGUUAAGGAGUACGAACGUGAAAAUGUGAACACCUUUGAGGAUAAUGUGAAGGCCAAGCUCAACCUCAUAGCUCAGGAGAAAGAGGGAAUAAACACAAAGAAACUGUCUGCCCCUGACAUGUUUACAGAGUCGGAUGACAUGUUUGCUGCAGAUUUUGAUAGUGCCAGGCUCAGGGCUGUUGGAGUUGGCAAAGACUUUAAGGAAAACCCAAAUCUUAGAGACAACUGGACCGACUCUGAAGGAUACUAUCGUGUGAACAUUGGUGAGACGUUAGAUAAGCGCUACGAUGUCUAUGGCUACACAGGGCAGGGUGUAUUCAGUAAUGUUGUCCGAGCCAGAGACACUGCACGUGCUGGCCAGGAGGUGGCAGUGAAGAUCAUCCGCAACAACGAGCUCAUGCAAAAGACAGGGCUGAAGGAGUUGGAGUUUCUGAAGAAGCUUAAUGAUGCUGAUCCUGAUGAUAAAUUCCAUUGUUUGCGCCUCUUCAGACAUUUCUACCACAAACAGCACUUAUGUCUGGUGUUUGAGCCGCUAAGUAUGAAUCUUCGUGAGGUCUUGAAGAAGUAUGGCAAAGACGUAGGUCUCCACAUUAAGGCUGUUCGUUCCUACAGCCAACAGCUCUUUCUGGCCUUAAAGCUUCUGAAGCGCUGUAAUAUUCUACAUGCUGACAUCAAACCUGACAACAUAUUGGUGAAUGAGUCAAAGACCAUCCUCAAACUAUGUGAUUUUGGUUCGGCCUCCCACGUGGCUGAUAACGACAUUACUCCUUACCUGGUCAGCCGGUUCUACCGAGCUCCUGAGAUCAUCAUUGGAAAGCCAUAUGAUUAUGGAAUUGAUAUGUGGUCAGUAGGUUGCACUCUGUAUGAGCUUUAUACAGGAAGGAUCUUAUUCCCUGGCUCUUCAAACAACCACAUGAUCAAACUGGCGAUGGACCUUAAAGGAAAAAUGCCCAACAAGAUGAUUCGAAAAGGUUUUUUUAAAGAUCAACACUUUGACCAGAACCUAAACUUUCUGUACAUAGAAGUGGACAAAGUGACUGAAAGGGAGAAAGUGACAGUAAUGAGCACUAUUAACCCUACUAAAGACCUGCUGGCAGACCUGAUUGGUGGCCAGAGACUUCCAGAAGAGCAGAGAAAGAAAGUGAUGCAGCUGAAGGAUCUGCUUGAUGGCACUCUGAUGUUGGACCCUGCCAAGCGCAUCAGUAUAAACCAAGCCCUGCAGCAGUCAUUCAUUCAGGACAAGAUUUGACCUUUUUUCCUGUGUAUCACAUCUGACCUUUUUUGGCCUUAUGCUGGAAGUGCAGUGGCCUGCCAGCUCUUUUCCUGGAUAUCUAGCAUCCUAUAAAAGUUUAAUUCUGAUCCCAGUCUGAUACUUCCGUUUUGUUAUUUGAGUGUAAAAGGACUGAUAGCUAUGUUGGAUAUGUUUAAAUGUGUGGAGCUGAAAUCUGGGAAGCAGAUCAACAAAUAGAUUUACUUACAGCACUGGAGUUGGAUUGAACCAACAAACUAUAUCUUAGAAUGUCUGGAACCAUUGGAGAUUUUUCUUUGUUUGUUUUAUAAGCAUUUCUUGUUUGCAUUUCUGGUUUUUAUUGUAAAUAUCCAUACACAAUUACAUGUUCACAUAAGACUUUUUUUUUUUUUUUUUGCAAUUGUUGUUAAAAUUUGAUUGAUCAUUUAUUAUAAACGGGAUGUCCAAAAAAAGUAAGACUUUGUUUAAAUGACAGUUUAAAAUUGUAUUGUGUGCAUACUUCCCUUUUUAUCAUCUGUUCUGGUUCAGCAGCAAGAUCUCACAAGAAAAAACCCUUUUGGUUCUCUUUAAACCAUUCCACCAUCAUUAUUUGUAUCGGAUGAAAACUGACCACAUUCAAAUAUACUUUUGGUUUAAAAAAAAAAAAAACAGUUUAAACCAGUGACAAAUUGCCUGGUAUUAACAAUCAUCUUAAAGUAUGUAAUUGAGCUGUAGUUUGUGUCUAUCUGAGAAAUAGCGUCCUUGUGUUCUAUGUUGUAACAUUUACAUUGUUAAUGCAACAUGCAGAUUUGAUACAUUGAAUGAGCAGUGGAUGGUAAUAGUAAAAAACUCAGUAUUGUAAGUAGUGAAACAGCGCUAUUAUAGAAUUUUAUAUUCUACUAAAAGAAUUUAACAAA